AUGCAGUGUUUCUGCGAAGCAGACCGUGCUUUCCUGUCCCAUCUAGCACAGCCAGAGAUGCUUCAGCUCCAGUUCAUGAGUUUGCAUGACGAGAAACUAGAGAUGCAAGAGGCUGCUGUCUGCCUUCUUGGUCGUUUAUCUGAGCUCAAUCCCGCUCUGGUGUUGCCUAGAAUGAGACGAGUACUGCUUGAGACCUUGAGUCAACUGACAAAUAGCGGUCAAGCCAAGCUGCUUUUGCGUACGAUUGGCAGGAUUGCUCGCUCCACGGCUUACGUUGUCGAUCCAUACAAGGACUACCCGAAUCUUCUUGAUGACCUUCUCAGGCUUCUGAAGACCGAAAUGUCAUCGAGGAUGCGUCGUCAGGCCAUCAAAACACUAGGGAUUCUUGGAGCGCUGGAUCCGUACACGCAUAAGGUUUUCACGGGUGCAGUCCAAUCGGCUACAUCAAUCAGUACUGCGUUGUCGCUUCCAAUGGCAAGAGACGCUGCUGAUCCUAGACAAGAUAUUAUUCAGUGGUAUAACUAUGAAAAGUGCACAUUGGAGGAGUUCUAUCCAGCAAUAACAAUCGCAAAUCUUAUGGUUAUGGUUCAAGACGAGGCAUUCACGCAGUACUACAAGGAGAUAGCACAGGCUCUGCUCACCAUUUUCCGAAGCCUCGGCGAUUCAUUCCCGCAAUAUGUUCAGCAGGUUGUACCACGCCUGAUUGAAGUGACUCGUGCUUGUCGUGGCCGACCAUCGCAUCGAGAGUUCUUCUUGCGACAACUUGCUAGUCUUGUUGCUAUCAUCAAAGUUCAUGCAAAACCCUAUAUGAAGCAGAUCUUCAGUUUAAUUGCUGACGCAUGGAGUGAAGAUCAUAGUGUCAAGGUGACAGUAGUG
This is a messenger RNA of Cooperia oncophora, 876 nucleotides long. NCBI's taxonomy places the organism in Eukaryota, Metazoa, Nematoda, Chromadorea, Rhabditida, Trichostrongylidae. The record is from the annotation of a GenBank genome assembly.